Messenger RNA from Plectropomus leopardus (leopard coralgrouper), 1948 nucleotides. Lineage: Eukaryota; Metazoa; Chordata; Actinopteri; Perciformes; Serranidae. The record is from RefSeq and is a predicted model, not a curated record.
GUUAUGGCGACCACUGGGAAACAUCAUAGCUUCAGUCUGGAGGAAAGCGGGCUGUGCAUUCAGGGUGCUGUAAAGAGAGGCGGCUAUCUCAUAUGUCUGUGUAAUUCUGACUAUGCUGCUCUUGGUUGCGCUGAGCGUCGUUUUUUCGUUUACUGCGGUCACCACUGAGAGGGCUGAGAACACCAACCACAAACCACCAGCAGCACCACAGCUCAACUACAGCAAGAUCUCCCUGCCGCCAGAGCACGUACCCUACUUCCUCCACAAUAACAGGAGGGUUGCCAAGCAAUGCCGCCUGGAUCCACUCUGCCCUUUUAAAGAUGCACUACAGGAUCUGUCUGCCUGUUGGGGUUAUGAGAAGAACUGUGAUCCAGGAAGGCGCUUUGGCUAUCCAGUCUGUACUAAAGCUGAUUCAGGAUGGGCCCAUUCUCUGGAGGCAGCCCAGGAGCUUUUCUGGAAGCAGGCUGAUUUUGGCUACGUCAAGGAGCGCCUCUCUGAGCUCAAAACACUCUGCAAGGCCAGCAAGCAGUAAGGGGACUCAUUAUUAAGAUGUAGUAGCCACACUCGCUUCUGUAAGGCUACUAACCUUUACCUGGACUUGCGUAAGCCGCGCAGAAGUCAUGAGAGGUACAAGGAGGACUUCAUUCAGAAGGGUGAGAUUGGUGGUUAUUGCAAACUCAACAAGCGAGCACUUGCUGCUGAGGGACAGCACAAGAGCCCCUUGCAAUCUUGGUAUGCUGAGCUGCAGACUUACACAGAGCUGGACUUCCAUCCCAUAGAAGAUGGACACUGUGAUGUUGUCAUUGAAAAGCCCACUGUUUUCAUGAAACUGGAUGCUGGUGUGAACAUGUACCACCAUUUCUGUGACUUUGUCAACUUGUACAUCUCCCAGCACAUAAACAACUCCUUCAGCUUAGAUAUCAACAUCAUCAUGUGGGACACGAGUUUUUAUGGUUAUGGAGAUCUGUUCGGUGAAACAUGGAGGGCCUUUUCAGAUUAUGACAUCAUCCACCUGAAGACCUAUGACUCUAAAAGAGUGUGUUUCAAAGAUGCAUUUUUCUCCCUCCUUCCGAGAAUGAGAUAUGGCCUCUUUUACAACACGCCUCUCAUCUCAGACUGCCACAGUGAAGGGAUGUUUCGGGCGUUCUCCCAGCACGUCCUCCAUCGACUGAACAUCCAAGAUGGGCAAAAGGAGGGGCGUGUUCGUGUCACCCUGCUGGCACGCAGCACAGAAUACAGAAGGAUAUUAAACCAAGUGGAGCUGGUAAACGCCCUCAAGACUGUGCCUUUACUGGAGGUUAACGUGGUGGACUACAAAUACAAGGAUGUCCCCUUUCUGGCGCAGUUGAGGAUCACCCACAACUCUGACAUCUUUAUAGGGAUGCACGGGGCGGGUCUUACACACCUCCUCUUCCUCCCUGACUGGGCUGUCAUCUUUGAGCUAUAUAAUUGUCAGGAUGAGAGCUGCUAUCGAGAUUUGGCUCGGCUGCGGGGCAUUCGAUACGUGACUUGGCAGAAAAUGGACAAAGUGCUCCCACAGGACAAGGGUCAUCAUCCGACCCUUGGGGACCAUCCGAAGUUUACCAACUACUCCUUUGAUGUGAGGGAGUUCAUGCGCCUUGUGCUGGAGGCAGCUGAUUACGUCACACACCAUCCCAAAUGGCAGCGUCGCAGCGUUCAUGACGAACUCUAGAAUCUCUACCCUGUGCAGAGAAGAAAUGGGCUUUAGACGCAUCAGGACAGGAGAGCCGAUUGCAAGCAAAGGCUGAGGUGUAAUCACUGAGGUGGAAGCUGGGCUUCUUCUGUUUGAGGUGAGGAAGAGGAGAGGCAGGAGGAAGAAGAGGAGGAGGAGGAGGGCUGAGGUGUGAGUGAAUGCAGCCAUGGCGUGUACACCCUGUCCACAGAGGAGCUACUGAGUGGAAGAUACAUCAAGGAAGACUGAGACGAC